Messenger RNA from Suillus plorans, 258 nucleotides. RefSeq lists its product as uncharacterized. Lineage: Eukaryota; Fungi; Basidiomycota; Agaricomycetes; Boletales; Suillaceae. The record is from RefSeq and is a predicted model, not a curated record. The transcript has a single exon. The annotation marks the transcript as partial.
AAGUCCCUUGUUUCGCAAAUCACUGGAGUCGAGGAGAUAAAGCACGACAUGUGUCUUAACACGUGUAUUGGCUUUACCGCCCCUUUCGCAUCUCUCGACCAUUGUCCAGAGUGCACUGAACCACGAUACGACCAGGAGGUGUUUGAAGCGACGGGAGCCAAGGUUCCUCGACGUCAAUUCAGCACAAUACCUGUCGGCCAGCAGCUUCAGGCCAUUCACCGAAGUCCAGAGGGCGCAGUGGACUUGCGCCAGGCAUGA